UCACAGUCAACGUCCGUGAAACUGCGCGCCCACCAAUUUAUACACAAAGUCCUCUCAUUCCGGCGACAGCCCAACACUGACACCACAAAAUCUGCCACAAUUAUGGCCGCCGAGAGCAUACCAUCGGCCCAUAGAGUCACCGGCGACGACGACCUCUUGACGGGGAUACUAAUCCGCCUACCCACAAAACCACUCCUCCGUUUCAAGUCCGUUUCCAAACACUGGCUCUCUCUCAUCACCAGCCCAUAUUUUUAUCGCCGCCGAAGCCAAGGCAUUACCACUCCCUCCGGCUUAUUCUUGCGCCGAUAUUCUUCCCCGAAACAUGACUUUAUCCCCCUGGACGGUACAAGCGCAACCAAACCCCACUUCAGAACUCUCAAUAUUGUCGAACGCGGUGGUAUACAAAUCUCGCAAUCUUGUAAUGGUUUAUUGUGUUGCUUUACCGUUCAAAGAACUAAUGCUCCGUGCAAAUAUUAUAUCUGCAAUCCUACUACCCAAAAAAUCACCACACUUCCUGAUCCUAGUGGUCGGAUUUUCAAUUACACUCGCGGUGUUCAAUUGGCCUUUGAUCCGUCGAAAUCAUCAUGCUACAAAGUUGUUUGUGUUUAUUCCGCCGUGGGACUGUCUGGCCAUUAUGAAAUUGAAGUAUAUUCAUCUGAAACCGGCAUUUGGAGUCGCUCUGGUAAUCCUUUCCGCUCAUCUGUUAAAUUUAAGCAAGGGGUUUUCUGGAAUGGUGCUAUUAAUUGGUUCAGCUCCUCGGAUGAAUUUUUGUGUUUUAAUGUUGACGAAGAACUCCUUCGAACACUGUCAAUGCCACCAGUCCCCAGUGGUGGUGAGAGGAGGUUCGUUAAAUACUUCGUGGAAUCUAAUGACCAUUUGCAUCUUAUUGAGAAUUAUGGUCCUCCUACGUCACAUGUCAUUGUCUAUGAGAUGCCAAGAGACUAUUCUGGUUGGUUUGUGAAGUACAUUGUUGAUCUUGACGCAGUUAUGAAAGCAUUUCCAGGGUCCAUUAACGAAGGUGUUGACCCAUCAGACGUGAAUUACUACAUGUUUCUUAUACUAAAUCUUACACGAAUGGAUGACGAUGAUGAGUCAUUUCUAUUGUUUACCUUACCAGGUAAGGCCAUGCGUUACAAUUUGUCGGACAGGACUUUUAAGAUUGCUUUAGACUUGGAUGAAGGUCAAAGCGGGAUUGCCCCAAUUGUCCCAUGGGCUGUUGCAUUUCCAUACAUUGAAACUUUGGCUUGUGUCUGA
Ilex paraguariensis (yerba mate) is the source of this 1254-nucleotide messenger RNA. The record is from the annotation of a GenBank genome assembly. NCBI's taxonomy places the organism in Eukaryota, Viridiplantae, Streptophyta, Magnoliopsida, Aquifoliales, Aquifoliaceae.